This is a messenger RNA of Closterium sp. Naga37s-1, 1563 nucleotides long. The record is from the annotation of a GenBank genome assembly. Lineage: Eukaryota; Viridiplantae; Streptophyta; Zygnematophyceae; Desmidiales; Closteriaceae.
AUGGCCCCGUCGCCCCUAGCCAUGGCCCCUCGCGACCUGCCGCCCCUAACCGCGGCCCCGGUGCCCUGUUGCGCCAUGGUGGGUGAGGGGGUGGCAAGAGGGGGUUCCUCCUGCCCGCGUGCCCUUCAGUCGCAAUCGCAGCUCCGCCCCCGCCCCCCUCCCCCCCCUCCAUGGGGAUGGCGGGGAGAGGGGGAGGAAACUUGGAGGUUCAGGGGGAGGCAGGAGGAGAUCUGCAGCACCAGGUCCCCCACCUUUCUCCUACCUCCCCCUGCUGCGGGAGCAGCAGAGGGGGGGAGGGGACCUGCAGCACCUGCCCCCCCCCCCCCCCCCCCCCCCCCGCCCCCCCCCUUCUCCUCCAUCUCUCUGCUGCGGGUGCAGCAGUGGGGGGGAGGGUAUGGGGGUGGCGGUGGGGGGGAAGGGAUCUGCCAUCCCCCUGCUGCGGAUGCAGCAGUGGGGGGAGGGGACCUGCAGCACCAGCCCCCCCCCCCCCUUCUCCUCCACCCUUGCUGCGGGUGCAGCAGUGGGGGGGAGGGGAUCUGCAUCAGCAGUGGGGGGAGGGGAUUUGCAGCAUCAGCCCCCCCCCCCCCCCUUUUCUCCUCCACCCCUGCUGCGGGUGCAGCAGUGGGGGGAGGGGAUCUGCAGCAGCAGUGGGGUGGGAGGGGAGUUGCAGCAUCAGCCCCCCCCCCCCCCCCCCCCCCCCUUUUCUCCUCCACCCCUGCUGCGGGUGCAGCAGUGGGGGAAGGGGAUCUGCAGCAGCAGUGGGGGGGGAGGGGAGUUGCAGCCCCAGCCCCCCCCCACCCCCCCCCCCCCCCCCCCCCACUUCUCCUCCAUCCCCCUGCUGCGGGUGCAGCGGUGGGGGGAGGGGAUCUGCAGCCCUGUGCCGCCCUGCAGCCCUGUGCGCCCCGCGCGCCCUGCAGCCCUGCUGCGCCCUGCGCGCCCUGCUGUCCUGCGCGCCCUGCGCGCACUGCAGCCCUGCGCGCCCUGCUGUCCUGCUGCCCUGUGCGCCCCGCGCGCCCUGCAGCCCUGUGCGCCCCGCAAGCCCUGCAGCCCUGCGCGCCCCGCGCGCCCUGCUGCCCUGCAGCCCUGUGCGCCCUGCUGCCCUGCUGCUGCCGCUACAGCCCUUGCUGUUGCCGCUACAUCCCUUGCUGCUGCCCUGCGCGCCCAGCGCGCCCUGCAGCCCUGCUGCGCCCCGUGCGCCCUGCAGCCCUGCUGUCCUGCUGCCCUGCGCGCCCUGCGCGCACUGCAGCCCUGCGCGCCCUGCGCGCACUGCAGCCCUGCGCGCCCCGCGCGCCCUGCAGCCCUGCGCGCCCUAUGCGCCCUGCUGUCCUGCUGCCCUGCAGCCCCGCGCGCCCUGCAGCCCUGCUGCGCCCUGCGCGCCCUGCUGCCCUGCUGCCCUGUGCGCGCCCUGCUGCCCUCUGCACGCGCCAUGCACAGCCCCCCCCCCCCCCCCCCCUCCCUUCUUCUUCCUUCCCCUGCUGCAGGUGCAGCAGUGGGGGGGGGUAUGGGGGUGGCGGGUGUGGGUGCAACUGCGGGGUGGCGGGUAUGGGGGUGGCGGGUGUGUGA